Molecule: messenger RNA, 885 nt
Organism: Arachis stenosperma
Lineage: Eukaryota; Viridiplantae; Streptophyta; Magnoliopsida; Fabales; Fabaceae
Exons: 1
Coding region: 1-885 (294 amino acids)
Source: RefSeq, a predicted model, not a curated record
AUGAUUAAGACCUUGAAUCCUCGCCAAAAUCCGGCGAAAACAAUUGAGAUCUUGUCAAGGUACAGGCCCAUAGCACCAAAGCCCGAAACUGAUCUUUCCCCAAAGAUCAAGCAAUCUUCUUACCUCAGAAGCCUCUGGGCUCAGCUCCAGGCCCGCCCCACCAGGACAAGAAAGAGAGGAAGACCACUCCCUUCUUUCAAGAGACAGAAAACUCACAUCUUAGGAUUUUGUCCCGCCGCCACAUGCCACCUCACUCCUCCUCCUCCUCCCACUCCAAGAUUAGUGACACUUUCACUUCUUCCAUGUUCUUCUAAUUCUCCUUCUCCUUCCCCUCCCAUUGGUUUCAACGUGGCACAGAAGCAGAACAUUCCAGAAGAGAAGGAUCUUUUGAAGCAGUUGCAAGGAGGAGUAGUCAAUGCGAGUAGCGUGAUAGCGCCGCAGGCAGUUCGAGCAGUUGGAUCAUGCAUAAAAGUGGGGUCCAUAUCGGUUAGCGAAAACGGAAUUCUUGUUACGAAAACAGCAGAGCAAGUGGAGGAAGAGGUUGAGUCAGAGGCAUUGCCAGCUGUCAUAACAGACUCCAAGAACAGAGUGAGGAUGGCUAACUCUGCCUACAGGGAGAUGGUGGGUCAGCCCGUUUGUUCUUGGCUCCAGUCCGUGGUCACAGGAGCCACGUGCACCAGUAGGAUCUGUGGUGACGUGGCGCUUCAUCUUUGUGGUUCAUCAAAGGUGCCUGUUUCGUCCAACGGAUUCUCAUGCUGGGUGAGGAUCGGGUGGAACAAUCAAGGGAAGAAGAUUGAAGUCAAUUCUUUCUGUGAUGUUAACAGAUUAUCGUGCCAAUCCAGGGACUAUCUUUUCAGCUGGAGAUUCCACACAAUCAACAUGUAG